AUAAAAUAAAAAAUUGCAAGUACUGUAUACAAAUACUCUAUUGAGGUUGAAAAAUGGCCACUCAAAGGAUUAUAAUCUUGGCAAUUGCUGCUUCUAGCUUAGUUUCCAUGGCUUGUGCCAUACCUGGAACAGCCACCUACUAUACUCCUCCCUAUGUUGCAUCAGCAUGCUUCGGAAAUGAAGACCAAGGCACGAUGAUAGCCGCGGCUAACCUUGACUUAUUCAACAAUAGAGCGGCUUGUGGGCAGAGUUACACGGUCACGUGCACGGGUGGCAACUGUCGUAAUGGUGCGGUUACCGUUAAGAUCGUGGACUUUUGUCCCCCUUGUGGGCCCGACCAGCUCGACCUCUCCCAAGAAGCUUUCGCAGUGAUUGCCGACCCAAGUGCCGGAAGAAUCCAGAUUGAUUAUACCCCGGCUUAAUUAAGAAAGGAGUGAAACAAGAGAGUACUCAUAAGUCAUAGGAUCAUAGCAAUAAAUAGACGUACACAAAUGUCUCUGUUGCUAUCAAUAAUAAGCUAAUAUAUAAUUAGCAUUAAUUAAUUUCCAGUUUCCUUGUUGCAACUUUAUUUGUGCAACAUCUUGUUGGGUGACAAACAGCAGAAAAAAGGUCCACUCAUGUAGAAUUUUUUUUCUGUUGGAUUUAUGUAGUAAUGAUGUACUCUUGGCCUUAUAUCUAAUAGCAAUCCAUUUCUUC
This is a messenger RNA of Striga asiatica, 696 nucleotides long. The record is from the annotation of a GenBank genome assembly. NCBI's taxonomy places the organism in Eukaryota, Viridiplantae, Streptophyta, Magnoliopsida, Lamiales, Orobanchaceae.